GACAGACAUGCUGCCUGCUGUUGUAAAGCUCUGCUGUGGAAUUUCCUACCCACAUAUAAAGAACAUAGCAGGACUUCAACGCACUGCCAUGGCAGUGAUAGGUCAGGAGAUCACGCACCUGCAGCAGUGGGGACAAAUCGAGAACCACAAGAGACAGCAAACUGGUUUAAAUCAUAAUGAGGCCAAGCUAAAAGAUAUAAAACCUGUGCCAGCAAAAGAAGAUCAGCUGUACGUACAACAUGGACAAGAAGCAAUGAGGAAGGCUCUCUCUGUUUUGGAGGAGAAAGAAGGAUGGAAGUUGGAGGUUGCUGAGAGUAAUGGCGAUACGAUCUGUAGCAAAGUGAUUCCAGGGGGCAGGAAAGUCUUUAGGCUGGAGGCAGUGUUGGACGCCAGUGUGGAUGAGCUCUAUAACAUCCUGUUUGUCAGAGUUGAAGAAUUACACCAGUGGAACCCAAGCAUACAGCAAAUCAAAGUUCUAAAACGUAUUGGUCUACAAACAAUUGUCAUCCACGAAGUUUCAACUGGGACAGCAGGAAAUGUGAUUGGAAAGAGGGAUUUCCUGAGUGUCAGACACACCUGCAAACAAAGGUCCAGCGUUUAUAUUGGAGGAGCAGCAGUUCAGCUGGAGUCAUUACCCCCUCAGGCAGGCUUUGUAAGAGCUGAGCAUGGACCAACCUGCAUCAUCAUACAGGCCCUGGAUGAAGAUUCAACGAAAAGUCGCUUCACGUGGCUUCUUAAUAUGGAAGUAAAGGGCUGGCUGCCAAAGUCUAUUGUCAAUCAGGCUUUGCCUCGGGUGCAGCUGGAUUUCACCAGACACCUCCGCAGACGUCUCAGCCUUGGCUGACUCAGUCACUCGGUCUGUGUGACACCCACACCACAGUACCACCUUGUCAUUGCUCACAGAAGAAGAUGGGUGGCACAGUGAAUGCCUGGUUACUCGGCGAAAUGAUAACAGUUUUAAGGAGAUAGGAAAUGCAGCGUCUUAUUUUUACACAGCAGAGCUGGCAGAGAUCAGUGCCAGCCUGGCAGAAGAAGACUGGCAAUUAUUGUCACAUUGUGCCACUCAAACCUCAUUAAGAUUUGAUUAAGAGGCAUCACUUGUCUCUUGAUACACCCUGUAUAUGACUGGACGUAGUUAAUAAAGUGCUUGAAUGUGU
Molecule: messenger RNA, 1157 nt
Organism: Pundamilia nyererei
Lineage: Eukaryota; Metazoa; Chordata; Actinopteri; Cichliformes; Cichlidae
Gene: star2
Product: steroidogenic acute regulatory protein 2
Exons: 7
Coding region: 8-844 (278 amino acids)
Biological process (GO): steroid biosynthetic process; intracellular cholesterol transport; regulation of steroid biosynthetic process
Cellular component (GO): mitochondrion
Molecular function (GO): cholesterol transfer activity; cholesterol binding
Source: RefSeq, a predicted model, not a curated record